CAACGGUUGAUGCCUGUCGCGGAAGAUGUCCAUCACGAUUUCUGUCAUCACGGACGAGGCCGACUUCGCUGAGAUCUCACCCAUGGUUUUCGACGCAUGGCAGCAGCCCUACAAUCCGCAGCUCAAGCAUUUCCGCCCCGUUUUGCCCACACGCGCUGAAGCCAUCACAUGGAGCAAGGAACGCUCCACCAAAAGACUUCGAGAGCAGGACUCAAAAUUGUUCAUGCUAAAAGCUGUUGAUUGCGAGACCGAUCUCAUCGUUGGGUUCGCGCAGUGGUAUGUGAACGACAAGCCAGAUCCCUAUGGCGAGCGCACAGUGGCUACAUGGCAUCCUGAAGGCUCGGAAGAGCGUGAGUUUGCCGAGCGGUUCAUCAACGGCUUGUGGGACUUCAUUGGAAAGAGAGUUACGAGGCCGCAUAUGGACCUUCAUUCGAUCACGGUGCAUACCGAACAUCGGAGUCGAGGUGUGGGGCGGCUGCUGAUCCGUUGGGGCCUCGAUAAGGCUGACGAGCUGGGUAUUGAAACAGCGAUAAGUUCGCUCAUAACCGCUCGCGGGGCCUACGAGAAGUGUGGAUUGGGCUGCAUCGAGAUGAUUCCAGCAGACCCGUCUUUGAAUGUGCCGUAUCCGAGCGAAAAAUGGAAGGAAUUGGCAUCUGAUAACCUGAAUGGGUGGUUGAUGUGGCGGCCGGUUGGGCAUGACUACGUUGCCGGUGUAGACAAAGCACCGUGGGUGUAA
Molecule: messenger RNA, 736 nt
Organism: Paraphaeosphaeria sporulosa
Lineage: Eukaryota; Fungi; Ascomycota; Dothideomycetes; Pleosporales; Didymosphaeriaceae
Exons: 2
Coding region: 26-736 (236 amino acids)
Molecular function (GO): acyltransferase activity, transferring groups other than amino-acyl groups
Source: RefSeq, a predicted model, not a curated record